UUCGCUAAUGUUAGCCUCUUUAAUAAAUAUCAAGUCCCAGGUAAGUGUUUUUGCUAAUAUUAGCCACCCACGUGAGCUGAAUAAAUAAGUCACGUUAGCUACCAACAUUAGCUAAAUAAAAAAAAAUUAUAUCCCGUCACAGGUAAGUUUAUUAGCCAACCUCGUUACUUCAGUAAAUAAUUAUCACGUGUGUUACCUAAUGUUAGCCAGCCUUGUUAGCUGAAUAUUGAGUAUAUAAAUCAAUACGGUAUCACGUUAGACUACCGUGAGCAGAGGGGAUAAGGGGGGUGACUCCAAACUGCACGAGUACACUCUCGGGCCAGUUGGAGUCGAUAGUUUGAAGAGAACCAAGUUUGAAAAUGAGAACUUGCACCACCAAGUGGUGGGUUGUCAAAACCUGUUCACUUGAUUGGAACAGGUGCUCUUGAUUGAGGGAAAUGUUUGGACAGGGAAUUUGACGCCGUGCAACCAGUGGGCUAGCUUGUUUGAUUUAUGGAAGCAGUUUUAGUUUAGAUGUUCGUGGGACGGUACCAAAGCGGUUCACAGGGCACUUAACCACGCCUCCUGAAGUGACGUCACGCCACGUGCGCUCACGUAAGACAAACGGACAACCAUUCAUCUGGUUCUGGUGCUAUGUCAACGCGCCACUGUAAGCAUCCGACACGAGCGCGGGCCCACUCCUGUCACCCUCAGCCAAUGGGCCACCGCCACCGAGAUGCCGCCUGACACCGCCAGCUGACUCGUUAUUGUUCUCCCGCGCCUACUUGCUCUUCUUAUUCGCCGGAUGGAUGUGAGCCGGGGUGCGUGUCCGUCUGCCGGAGUGACACGUUGGAGGAAGAGGCCUCGCCCGGCGGAUUCGCGCGACUGCAGACGCUGAGAAGAAAAUGUGGGAGGAGAGCUUUGAUAAGGAGCAGGACGUGGGCCAAAACCUGGACUACUCGCCCGUGUCGUGGCGCGAGUAUUUUGACCAAAUGGAGGACGUGAGCGUGGGCCAGGCCGACAGUCGAGACGUCUUCAGGGUUUACAAAGCGGGGUGUGAGGGCCCCCUGCUGGUUCUUCUGCAUGGAGGAGGACACUCGGCCCUGUCCUGGGCUGUCUUCACUACUGCAAUUGCCGCCAGAGUGGGCUGCCAAGUGCUCGCCAUGGACCUCAGGGGUCACGGUGAUACUCUGGUCCGCCAAUCGGAUGACUUCUCCACUCAAACCAUGUCCAGCGACGUAGCAAACGUGGUCCGAGCCUGCCACGGCGAGAUCCCUCCCCCCGUGGUCCUGAUUGGCCACGGUGUCGGCGGCGCCAUCGCGGUGCACACGGCGAGCAACGCGCUGAUGCCCACCACGGUGGGCCUCGUAGCCAUCGACGUUGUGGAAGGAAGUGCGAUGGAGGCGCUUCACAGCAUACAGAACUUCCUGAAGGGAAGACCCAAGUCCUUCAAGUCUAUGGACCACGCCAUCGAGUGGAGCGUCAAGAGCGGACAAAUCCGUAACCUGGAAUCCGCCAGAGUGUCCAUGGUCGGUCAGAUCAAAAGAUGUGAAGCGGAAGAGGCGGAAACGCUGGAGCGGGCCGGCCCGGUCAAGGACGUGGUGGAGGAACGCAACGAGGAGUUCUACGACCGAAGCUACGCCGAUGAAGAGCAGAACGCCGCCACGGAGGCCUGCGUCGGCGAAUGCCAGAGCAUCUACAAAUGGCGCAUAGACCUGUCCAAGUCCGAGAAGUACUGGGACGGCUGGUUUCGAGGAACCUCCAACCUGUUUUUGGCCUGCAACCUGCCCAAACUGCUCCUGUUGGCAGGAAUCGACCGGCUGGACCGAGACCUGACCAUUGGCCAGAUGCAAGGUAAAUUCAUGAUGCAGGUGCUGCCGCCCUGUGGUCAUGCAGUGCAAGAGGACAAUCCAGACAAAGUAGCAGACGCUGUGGCCGCGUUCCUGUUGCGACACAAGUUUGCGGAAGCUAGAAGAGAUAAAAGUCCACGCUCAACUUUAGAGAGCUGAAGUCUACCGAAAAGCCCCCGCCCCUCCCUCAAAAAAAAAAAAAGACCCAAACAGAAAACAGAUGGACGGAACACGACUCUCCAUUAUUGUCCCAUCUUCAUCACCGAUGCGGAAGCUGCUUCACAUCUUAACAUUAAAACGGACAAUUCAUUUGAAAUGUAGCGGCCAAUUCUGGUUUUUGCUCCCUUUGGAGUGGUGGUGGGG
Molecule: messenger RNA, 2192 nt
Organism: Syngnathoides biaculeatus (alligator pipefish)
Lineage: Eukaryota; Metazoa; Chordata; Actinopteri; Syngnathiformes; Syngnathidae
Product: protein phosphatase methylesterase 1-like
Exons: 16
Coding region: 885-1988 (367 amino acids)
Biological process (GO): protein demethylation
Molecular function (GO): protein methylesterase activity
Source: RefSeq, a predicted model, not a curated record